AUGUCGCCCUCCACUUCCGAGACGAAUGGGAACAUUCACCAAACUGAUUCCACGACGUCGACCACAACUUUUCAAAUUCCUCUCUAUCAAAAUAAUAUCCAUCUUCUUCUGAAUUACAAUCAUCAUCAGGAGGCUAAUAACCAAAAUCAAAACUUUAACCAUUCUAAUAACAUGAGUUACAACAAUCAUAAUAAUGCGUUAAUACAACUCAUUUCGAAUGCUUCUCCGUUGAGUGUCAUGAUGGAUGAUUUAGAUUCCAUCUUGUCUCCGUCCUCAUCAUCAAGACGCAAUGGAAUGAAUCAUCAUGAUGAAGAUGAUCAUCCGAUUCAUGACAUGACAGAACAAGGUUAUUCAUCAAAUUCUCUUCGAAGAAAAACAACGACUGGCACUUGUGAAUUAUUUCAACCAUCAGCAGCAGCAGCACAACAAACUUCUCCUCGACAUUCUCAAAACUUUUCUCCACAUCGAACAAGUUCAUCCAUCAUACAGUCUACCAUGUCAUCAUCUCCAUUGAGUGUGAGUUCACAAAAUUCAGUACUGAACUCGAGUCAUUAUAAUUUGGAAGCAUUAUUGACAACAUCAAAUUCAACAUCGUCAACAACGAACAUGAUUUCUUCACCGAGAAAGAAAUCCGCUCGAAGAAGAUCUUCAAUGCCUGCACAUGAAAUUGCAAAUUUACACAAUGAAAUUGCGGAAUUUGAUCUUAAAAAUGAUCAAGGUGGAGAUCAUGAUAGUUUCAGGGAGAGUGUGGUCAACACACACGUGCCCACAAAAAAUACAAUUACGGAACAAGUGGAUUUGAUUAGUGACAGUAGUGGAUUAAAACAAGUUCAAAAUGUCUUGACGGAAGAUAUUCGAGUGUUGAUUGGAAAAAGUAAACUACAUCACAGGCAGCAACCUUCGAAUUUGGAGGAAUUGCAUUUAAGUGAACAAAUAUCCACUCAUCAAGAUAUUAAUGCAAAACAACCGCCACCCUUACCACCGAAAAAAGGUCAUGUCAGAAGUCAAAGUAGUCACUAUCUCACUAAUAAUAGUGGUAUCAGCAAUUCAACAGGUUCUCUCUCAAAACGAGUGAGUUUGAAAGGAGUUGGAGAAAAUUUAACACUGGUGGCAUCUCACGAAAAUGAUGACGAAAUCCAUAUCGAUCGGUCGACACACACCAAGUCAGCUGUCACGCCACCUGGACUCUCUUCUCAAUCUUCAGACACUCUAAUUUUGAAUGCUCUAUCAGAGAGUCAUUCACCGAUUAGCAGUACGGAUGGAGUUGGUAGCAAUUCGAGCUCAUUUUCUGAUUUAUCUUCCGGAAAUGUGAAACGACGAAGAUCACUAUUGCGUGACAAGUCCUUUCCAAUGUCACUCCAUACUUCCACUACUUCAGCUCAAUCCCGAAAAAAGAAUUUUCUCAGUAACAGCUCACAACAACUCAUGAAUAGCAUGAAAUGGUGGGAACAUUUUGAUAUCAUGCCUCUAAUUUUGUCAUUUAUAUCUCGAAGUGAACAGAGAUGCGUAGCAAGAUGGGUCUGUAAACGAUGGGCCCUCAUUGUGAUUGAUGCAGACUAUGAUGCUCAAAUUGUUUUCAGUACUUCACCUUCGUCGAGUAAUUCUUCUUCUCCGAGUGGCUCAAAUUCAGCAUUAAGGCGAAUGACUUCCACACAGACUUUUUCAAGAAAAGGAUCGAGCAGUGCUUUUAAUUUGUCACAUGUAGCAUUGAUUCAUCAUUCAGUGGCUCGAGGUUUUUGUGGAGAAGACAACUGUGGACAUGGUUUCAUGUAUCGAUUUUGUGACUUGAUCCAAAAUCGAAUUCAUAGACAAGAGAAAGUGGCACCACAAUUACUGAACGACUCACAAAAAUUUGAAUGGAAUUCUCACAUUCAGUACAACGUGUGGAAUGAAGAACAUUGGAAAGCAAUGAAUGAUUUAAGAAAAAAACGUGCGUUAACAAUAUCUUCCUCAAAUUUUGCCGCGAAACAACAACAACCAGAAAAACGUCCAAGCAAAUUUACCUUUUUUUCCAAAACUUCUAUCACUGAAAUGCUAGAAGGAAUGCCACAAACAUCACAUCAUCCUGUAUCCUCUACUGGUGGCUUCUCUACUAAUGGAACUUCACACAAUAUUGAGGACAUGCUCAAUGCUUUUCCCUAUUUUAUCAAAUUGACAAAUUCAAAAGACACCAAGGAUUUCUCAGUUGUGGAGGAACUUAUCCGAAACAAAUUUCACACCAACUCAAAUUUUUAUUUACAAUUCUUCUUUGUGGUGUGUCAACAACCACAUAUUUUCAAUGAGCUAUGUAAACUUGGAAAUGCCAAUCUUCAUUUAGCCAAAGAAAAUAAGCAACCAGUGUAUAAUGCAACGAUGGAACAAAUUUUGGAAACGUUCAUUGCCAAUCAUGCAGUCGCGAAAAUGUCACCUGAAAUGCUCCUCUACAAAUUAUUUGAAAGAGUAUUCACACUGGAUAUUGAGAAUCAUUCAAAAUUUUGGUUGAAAUGCUUUCCAAGUAUUUCUUCAAGCUCUAUUUGUAAGCUUGCUGAGAGUAGCACCGAAUGCAAACAUGACAUUUUCAAACAGUUCUUAUUCGAAGUCGAAAUGUUGUUAGAUAUCUUUUAUAUUUGGAUCAAGGACUUUGGACUCAGAAGAGAGUCAGCUAUUGAUUUGUAUGACAAAAAUUUGGUACCAUGUACAUUUUUGCAAAUUGAACUUAUUGAACAUUUUGCAUCAUAUGCCAUAUGUCACUGCAGCUUCUCCAAUAAUGAGACAAUUAUUCACAAAAAGUGUUUGAAAAUUUUCAAGCUCAUCGAUCAUGUAAGAGAAUCACUCGAUUUUGAAAGUUAUCACAUGCUCGAUCAAUUGGUACUACGAAGAAAUUCAUGGAGCGAUGGAGUAGCAUCCAAUAAUAAUGGCACUCUUGAAAAUCCACUCAUAGCCGCAACGAAACAAUCCAAAUGUAUUCUCAUUCCAGAAAACUUACAACAGCCUUUAGCAACAUCAUUGUGUUCCAUUGAAGAUUUAGUCACUCAUCAAUUCAUUUUAAUGGAUUACUUAUUUAGACAUGUGAGUUUUUAUGAAGUACGGACUCUUGCCUAUAAGGCCAAUAAUGCUCAAAGUUUGGACCCUUCACAAAUUCAAGAAAUGGCCAUCAAAAAGCUAGUCUUAAUUUUCAAUAAUUUGAGUAAUUAUCUGACAAGCAUGUGCUUAAUGGAAGAAUCAUUGGAAAGACGGUCACAAAUUCUUGAAAGAAUUCAACAAUGCAAAGCUCUUAGUUUUCACAUGAACGAUUUUAGUACCACAUUGAUUUGUGAUUCUGCCACAAAUUCUUCAGCCCUCACCAAUAACAAAUUUACCAUUACAAGAUCUCAAGAAUUGAUGGGAAAAGAAUUGUGUAAUCUUGUGGCAACCAUUUCUGAAAAAUGUAGUAUUAAGGGGCUACGUCAGGAGGCACUUUCCAAAGAGAUGGAAUUGAUUAUUCCUAAUUUAGGAGCAUUUCUGACAGAAAUUUCAUUUAUUGGGGAAUACAAUCAAGAUUUAAUCAUAACACCAAACUAUGGAGCUACCUAUAAUUGUCACAAAUUUCAUCUCAUGACACAAACCAUGAAAAGAAUCACUGCAAGAAGAAUGAGAAAACCAUCUCUUCACGUUUCUCCAGUCUCUCAAUUACCCGAAAAAACUAGAAAUUUAAUUUUGAAACGAAAAUUAAGUGAAAAAAUCAAAGCCAAGCUGAAACUCAUUCCUCAACAACAUCAACAACAACAGCAACAACCAUCCUCUCUCACUCCACUCAAUUACUCAUCUUUCAACUCCAUUCAACAUAUUAAGGUGAACACACAAAUUCUUGAAUUUUUAGCUUUUCUUCUAUUUCAAUGGCAACCAGUGGAUGAUAAAACAUUGCACGAAUUGGCAUUAAGAAAUGAACCAAGAAAAGCAAAGAAGGAGCAAAUAAAACCAUGA
Molecule: messenger RNA, 3942 nt
Organism: Naegleria lovaniensis
Lineage: Eukaryota; Heterolobosea; Eutetramitea; Acrasida; Naegleriidae
Exons: 2
Coding region: 1-3942 (1313 amino acids)
Biological process (GO): small GTPase-mediated signal transduction
Molecular function (GO): guanyl-nucleotide exchange factor activity
Source: RefSeq, a predicted model, not a curated record